AACGUAUUCCACUUUGAUUUGUAUCACGAAAAUUCGAAACUAAUCUGUGUAUAAUAAACGCGAAUAAAAUGACGAUUUCACCGUUUUUGUGCCACAUGAGACCAAAGAAGUGAGAGCCCACGUCAUACAGCGCCCUCCCACUGCUUUAUAAUGAAAUGGAUAUGCAACAAAUAUUUGGCGAUGAAUCAAGUAGAGCAUCACACACGACAUCAACAACAAUUCCAACAGCAAAUACCAACAUCACCCAACCAUACAGCUGCCGGCUGGCAAAUACUGCGUGGACACAACUCUGGGAAGCAGACAUCUGGUGUGGGCCAAAAGCAAACAUCAAAGACAGCACCAGUGACAGUGAUGUGGGCAGCAGCAGCAGCAAUGAUGGAGCAGCACAAAGUGUGCAAACCACAAACCCAACUGACGUUGACAACACUUACCCGCCAUCGCCGCUCACUCAAACCUACCGCUGCGUGCUCAGUCAAUUCAAUACGGCGUUGCGUAGGGCGCGCUACAAAUGCCAGCCGAUCACGGCAAAUGAGGAGGAUGGAGAAGUUGAGGUGGAGAAAAAUGAUAUUGGCGAAGGAUUCGCGGCAACGGUGUCCGAAACGUUGGGUGGCCCACGGGUGGACGGUGUCAAUUGCGUAAUGAAUACAGAAGUGAUAGUGCAACAGCUGCAGCAGCCGGUGGUCGAUUUUAAUUUGGCGCUCGUGCAAAAGCAGCCGGAACAACUACAGCAAUUACAAGAUGAUCCUCUUAGUCAUUUAGUUAAUAGUAUUAAUAUUAGUGAAGCAACAACAACUGCAACUUCAACAUGCAACAUAGUACAAAGCCAAACGCUGUACUGUGAUGAAUCAACGACAGCCACCAGCAUAUUGGAGAGCAGCAUGCAGACGGCAGCCACAGCAACAACCACUACAGCGAAUAUGUUUAAUACCACUGAUGCUGUCAAUGUGGCGACAAAUACAAGGAACGUAAACUUUGGUUCAAACAGCAGCAAUGAUUCUAUUUUAGAUGACUUUAUCUGUUACCUGCGCAUUCAAUACGAACAAAUAACCGCAUCACUUACACAAUCACCCGCCUACCAUGCAUCGCUGCCUGCUGCAGCAUCUGAUGACUCGUUCCAGCAUAAUUUGACUGAUAGCUUAAGCGCCAGCAGCGAUUUCAGCCGCCAUCCAUUGAGUAGCGCUUGGCAGCAAUUCCUCAGUAGUAGUAGUAAUAGACUGAAUGCCAGUGAAUGGUUGCCACAAUUCGGCGCUCAACUGCUAAAUGCCACCACUGAACAAUUCAACCACAGUUGGCUAGCAGGUGAUUAUGAUGAUGAUGCGCUCUGGUCGUGGAAUGCCUUUGAUAUGCUGUUGAAUGGCAGCAGCUCCGCCAUUAGUGAUGUUAGCACAGCGCAAUUCCCCCUAAGCAUCACCACCGAACAGCCGAGGAAAUCAGCAGCUUCAGUGUGGGGCCCACGCAACCUCAGCGUUGACUACUCGCUUGGCAAUAAGCUAUCGAAGCAGCGCGACUAUGAGUGGAUUUUCCUUUGUGUCAUAUUUUUCAUAUUUGCUGGUGGUCUUGGCAACAUUCUUGUUUGUUUGGCUGUGGCACGCGACAAAAAAUUACAAAAUGUAACAAACUAUUUUCUCUUCUCGCUGGCGAUAGCCGACCUUCUAGUCAGCUUAUUCGUGAUGCCGCUGGGUGCAAUACCGGCCUUUUUGGGUUACUGGCCACUCGGCUUUGUGUGGUGUAAUAUUUAUGUGACUUGCGAUGUUCUUGCUUGCUCUUCGAGUAUCCUGCAUAUGUGUUUCAUCAGCCUUGGACGUUACUUGGGCAUACGAAAUCCGCUGGGAUCGCGACAUCGUUCUACUAAGCGGCUGGCUGGUAUUAAAAUCGCCAUUGUCUGGGUGAUGGCCAUGAUGGUGUCGAGCUCGAUUACAGUUUUAGGCCUCGUAAACAAGCACAAUAUCAUGCCAGCACCGAACAUUUGUGUCAUAAAUAAUCGCGCCUUCUUCGUUUUUGGCUCGCUUGUCGCUUUUUAUAUUCCUAUGCUGAUAAUGCUGACUUCCUAUGCUUUGACAAUACCGCUGCUGCGCAAGAAAGCACGUUUUGCCGCUGAGCAUCCGGAAAGUGAACUCUUUCGGCGCUUGGGUGGUCGUUUCACCAUACGCCCGCAACACAGCCAGCAACAAUUGCAACUGCACAAUAACAGUAGCUUUCGCAGCAGUAGCAACAGUCACACCAGCUAUAGCAAAUAUUGUGUCAGCGACAGCAAUCGCAAUUUCAGCGCCAAUAAUCAUGUCAAUAACGAAGUUAGCGGCGGAGGUAUUGACAGCAUUGGUAAUGAUGAUUAUGACAAACAAAGGAUGCAUGGAUUGCGACAUACAAACAAUGCGAAUUACUCAAAUGGCGGUAACAAUGCGGUAGGCUUGAGAGAAGUCACUGGUGGUGGUGGUGGUGGUGUUGGCAUCUUUGGCGGUGCUUUCCACAAUUGUCGUACGAGCUUUCGCCGCAGCACUAUACGCCAUUCAUCUUCGUCAUCUGUGCGCAUCAAAUCGCCAACACGCGACGCAGACCGGCUGCCGCAGUCACAAUCGGCACAGCAUAGCGGCUACUGGCGCAACCACGGCAAUCCAAACAUCAUGGACAGUCACCCCAAUCGUCGUGCAUCAGUACGCGUGAGUGCAUCCCAACCGCAACUGGGUUACUCCACGAACGGUAGCACCGGUGGAAAUGCAAUGAUUGGUGGCAGCGGGAGCGGCGGUGGGCUACGCAAGAAUGUCAUUAGCAGCAUCAGCGGUAGCACGGCCAACAAUAAUGGCAGCAGUAGUGCAUUGCUGUCACAACAACACGGCAACGCCACAUGUGAACAAAGCACCCAAACACCCGAGUCCAUAAUGCGUGAAACGAGACGCCACAAGUUAAAAGCAUUCAAGUUUUCGCUGAACAGCGUACCAACGCCGACGCUGAAUUUGCGUUUCCUGAAUAAUCGCAACAAACGUAACAGCUUAUCCGCCAAUGCUGUCGCCACCGAGCAGAAGGCGACCAAGGUUCUCGGUCUCGUCUUUUUCACCUUCGUCCUAUGCUGGUCACCAUUUUUCAUAUUGAACAUCAUUUUCGCCGCCUGCCCCGAAUGUCAAGUGCCCGAGCAUGUAGUGGACACUUGCCUCUGGCUCGGCUAUGUCUCAUCAACAAUUAAUCCCAUAAUUUAUACAAUUUUCAAUCGAACGUUUCGUGCGGCUUUCAUUCGGCUACUAAAAUGCAAUUGCGAGCGCUCCGGACGCCAAUCGCGAUAUCGUUCCGUCACCGAAAGUCGUGGUGCAUUAAGUUUGUGCGCUCCUUCCGCCUUGCCACUGGCCAUUUCAUUCCAAGGUGCACCUUUGAUGACACCGUCAACCGCAAAUGCGACACCGUUAAGCGAUUUUCGUGGCAGCUAUACGAUCACAGAUGAUGAGUGCUAAAGUCGAAAGUGAUUGCCAGAGCGAACAACUAUUACACAUUGCAACCAAAAGCUAAAGCACAAACACGAAUUCAAGUCAUUGAAGAAAGCAAAACUACCGCGUUAACGACCGAACGAAUAGAUUUGUAGCACUUGUUGUACACAGUUUUAGGUAAAUAAUCAAUAUCUGGACAUACCUAGAAUCAUCCAAGAACAGAUAUGCAUAAGUAGUAUUAUGUAGUAGUACAGUAUGUAUGAGUGUUUGUAUGGUUGUGUGUGGUUUCGGUUGAUAUAGGAAAAGUUUAUGCAAACAUUUGUUAUACAUACACACACAUAAGCACGACUGUAAACACACUCACAAACACACACUUCCAAACACACACAGAGUCUCUUAAGGAUGAGUUGAUUAUUCGUGUGAUUCAUUCAGCUCGCGCGCAAUGGAGGUGUACGAUUGGUAAAGUUUUUCAAUUCAACUAGAAAUCAGAUGCUAUGGUUAGCAUUAAAAAAAUAAAUAAAUACGACUAAGUUCAUGUUUGGAAAUACAUUUUUUGUGUUUACCAAAAUUACUUUGGCAUCCUGAAUUUCAAACAGUGGGAUUGCUCAAAACUUCAUUGCAAAUCAGGAAGCCAAGCUAUUUAUCUCUCCAUAUUAAAAUACUUUUGUAACUAAGCAAAAAAAAAAUCGAAAAAUUAUAUUGAAAAAGUUUCUUUAGGAAACUUCUCAUUGCCUAGAGAGUACAUACAUGAAUAGGAAAAUAUGUUCAAUGUAAUAAUAUGAAAAUAAUUAUAUUAGUGUACGUGUUUGAGAUGCAUUUAAGUAGAGAUUUUUCGUCAAUUUUUGAUGCGCGCCUUGAAUUUGCCCUACAACUGGGGAACUCCAAAAGAUUCACGUUCUUUUAGAAUAUUAAACGUUUUAUAUGAGAAGCCUUUUUCGUGAUGCAAAUAAACGAGAAUGUUUAUCAAAAUUAAUUCUUUGAUAAUAUCUGUAUCCACUUCAGUUUUCUUUUCUCAUUUCUUUCUUUUCCAUUCAUGUCCCGAAAAAGUUGGUCUGGCUGUCAAAGACCAAAAAACUGCUAGGAACGACGCGGCUCUCACAGUAGACUAGAGGAUAGACGAGCAUGGAACAUGAGGAGAGUAAAGAAUGCACACAACGAUAUAUAUCGAGUUGUAGAAAAUUGGGGGAGAAGGAAAUUCCUGUUCACUUUCUUUGCACUUAUCUAAAACUAAUUGGCGAUAUACGGACUCAGAACGGCAGAUGUUUUUUUAUGAGGAGCUUUUGCAUGGCAGAAAUACACUAAAAGGUUUGCCAUUCUCUGCCGCGGAGUGAUUGUUGUCGAUUGUUGUGUCUGCUUUGAUUACUUCAUAAAUCUGUUAGAAAUCUGCUUGGAUGCAUUACUAAUCUUCGCUAACAGUACCUGGCAGUUUUUCUACUGCCUCAAACUGAUUUAUUAUUUAUUUAUUUAUCUUGAAAAAGGACUUCGCAAGUUGAUGCAUUUCAAGUAUCUGAGAGUACCACAGUUUGAUGGGUUAGAAGAUAUGUCAGCAGUAAAUUGGAAAUGUCUUUUUAAAUUCUCAAUAGAAACAGGCACCAUGCGAAGGACUAUGUGUGACUAAAAAUAGACCAGUUAAACUUAAACUCAUCUUGGUUAACAGUGCUUGGCAGUUUUUAUACUGUCUAAAACCGUUUCAUUAUUUUAUUAUUUAUCUGAAAAAAGGACUUUGCAAGUUGAUGCUUGUAGCCUACGUAUUUAUUCACUAACUUGGUAAAGAAAAAUAUUUAAAUACCUUCCACAGUAAGCACAGUAGAAGUCACACUUGUGCUUAAGGGGUCCCGGUGGUCUAGAGCUCGAAAAUUUAGGGUA
This is a messenger RNA of Anastrepha ludens (Mexican fruit fly), 5279 nucleotides long. It is a transcript of the gene 5-HT2A, whose product is annotated as 5-hydroxytryptamine receptor 2A. Bases 156 to 3440 code for a protein of 1094 amino acids. Gene Ontology annotation, molecular function: G protein-coupled serotonin receptor activity; neurotransmitter receptor activity; serotonin binding. Gene Ontology annotation, biological process: chemical synaptic transmission; G protein-coupled receptor signaling pathway, coupled to cyclic nucleotide second messenger; serotonin receptor signaling pathway. NCBI's taxonomy places the organism in Eukaryota, Metazoa, Arthropoda, Insecta, Diptera, Tephritidae. The transcript is spliced from 7 exons. Gene Ontology annotation, cellular component: membrane; dendrite. The record is from RefSeq and is a predicted model, not a curated record.